AUAUUCAAAACGAUUUAAAUGUAAAAAAGUUCUUUUCAUAUUCAAAACGACUCUUAAACACAAAAAUAUUACUUUCAAUGUUCAAAGAAAUAGUGUAAUAUAUUUAAAUUCCAUUAUUUUGUUGGUGAGAUUAUAUGAUAUACAGCUGUAAUUAUUGUUUCUAAUAUUGUAAUUGGAAAGAUUUUUAUAUUUUAUUUUGUACUUGUUUUAUUUUAUGAUAUAUCAUUAUAUUUUAUCAUGUCCCAAUUCUGUCUAAAAGGUACAAUUGGAAUAAAGAUAGAUCUAUAAUUAGUUCCACGUAUUUGUAUGUACAUAAAUUCUAUUCUUUAUAGCUGAACUGGCUACACUCGUUCAGAGUUCAUCUUUCUCCUUCCAAUGUGAAGAGAAAAAGAUAAACUCUUAACUAGUGCAGCCAGCUAUAAAAAAUAGACUUAUACAUACGUAAAAAAGAUCGUCCGAUGUGACGUUUGCUCGUGACGUCACAGAUAUUCGUUACGAUAUAAUGGCAUCCAUGGCCAACGUGAGGGCGUGAAAUCUGAUAUUUUUAGAAUAAACGCUUUGAAAUAAAAUUAAAAUUUUUAUCAUUUUCUAUUAUAGCUGUCUCAAUUGCAUUACACCGAUUGUUUGUAAAGUCAAUGCAAGUCCCAAUGUCGCUUGGCUUGUUCUUAUUUCACUCGCGAGAAACCGAGUUCCCAAGUUAUAUUUCGUUUUGGUGUUGUGGCAAUAUUUCUUAACGCAGUCGAGAAGAGAAUCUCAAGUAAUCUUUUCAUGGCAGUGCGAGCAAGUGGAUGCACGUUCGUAUCACUCCUGAAAUUCUUCAAGAUCUGCCAAAGUUUCAGCGUUUACGAAGCCGGCUAUACCGUUUGUGACUUGAAUUGUAAAAGAAAAUGGCAGCAAAAGCAAUUCGCGAAGCGACUGGGAAAGAUUUAAUUAAUCGUAAGCUUUCUUCUGGAAUAAAAGUAGCGAAAUGUAGAUUCGUACCUAUUACGGGAGAUACAAAUUGGAUCGAUAUCGCCAACGAAUAUCCGUGGCUCAAGACGGAAAAAUUAGUCGUAAAACCGGAUCAAUUAAUCAAGCGUCGAGGAAAACUCGGAUUAAUCAAAGUGAACGCAGAUUUACCUACUGUACAAAAAUGGGUUGAGCAACGCAUGAAUAAGGAGCAACGCGUCGGCAAGGCGACUGGAAAGUUAAAAACAUUCAUAAUCGAACCAUUUGUACCGCACAAACCGGAAGAGGAAGUUUAUAUCUGUAUUUAUUCUCAUCGCAAAGCUGACACGAUACUAUUUCAUCAUCAAGGAGGUGUCGAUAUUGGAGAUGUCGAUGCUAAAGCUUUGAAAUUAGACAUACCAGUUGGCAGCGAGUUGCCCGAUCGAUCUACAUUGAUUAAUAAACUUCUGAUUAACGUGACGGACGAUAAAAAAGUGAUGAUUGCUGAAUUCAUAGAAUCUCUUUAUAAGCUUUAUGUUAAUUUAUAUUUCACAUACAUGGAGAUCAAUCCGUUGGUGGUAACGGAUUCCGCGAUCUAUAUACUUGAUCUCGCAGCCAAGCUAGACACUACGGCAGAUUUCAUAUGUAAACCGGAUUGGGGUGAAAUCGAUUAUCCACCGCCAUUUGGAAGAGAUGCUUAUCCGGAAGAAGCCUACAUAGCUGAUUUGGAUGCCAAAUCGGGCGCCAGUUUAAAAUUGACAAUUCUGAAUCCAAACGGCCGCAUAUGGACAAUGGUUGCUGGUGGUGGUGCGUCUGUAAUAUAUUCGGACACAAUUUGCGAUUUGGGUGCAGCGGAUGAAUUGGCCAAUUACGGCGAAUAUUCUGGUGCCCCUAGCGAACAACAAACUUACGAAUACGCAAAAACCAUCCUGAGUUUGAUGACGAAGACAAAGCGUCAAGAUGGAAAAGUGCUCAUUAUAGGAGGUGGAAUUGCUAACUUCACAAAUGUAGCUGCAACAUUUAAAGGCAUUGUUAAGGCUCUCCAGGAAUAUCAGCCUAAACUGGUAGAGCAUGAUAUAAGAAUUUUUGUAAGAAGAGCCGGACCUAAUUAUCAAGAGGGCUUAAGGAUAAUACGGGAAGUUGGUAGACGGUUAGGGAUUCCCGUUCAUGUAUUCGGUCCCGAGACGCAUAUGACAGCUAUAUGUGCUAUGGCAUUAGGAAGGAAACCGAUUCCUGAUCCAGAAGCUCAAGAAUUCUCAACUGCAAACUUUCUUUUGCCUUCCGGACAGGAUGUCGGACCACCAUCUACACCGCCCAAGAACAAAUUACCAUUAGAAGAGCAACCUAAACUAAAACCUACCGAUGUAGUAGAUUCGAACGACGGUGACAGACAACUUUUCAGCAAUAAAACUAGAUCUAUCAUUUGGGGUAUGCAGACGAGGGCUGUACAGAGUAUGUUGGAUUUUGAUUUUGUUUGUCGAAGAUGCGAGCCAUCUGUCGCUGCUAUCGUUUAUCCGUUCACUGGUGAUCACAAGCAAAAAUUUUACUGGGGCCAUAAGGAGGUCCUUAUCCCUGUCUAUAAACAAAUGAAAGAUGCUAUGGCUAAGCAUACGGAUGCGGAUGUAAUGGUCACAUUUGCCUCUCUAAGAUCUGCCUAUGAAAGCACCAUGGAAACAUUGCAAUUUCCGCAAAUCAGAACAAUCGCGAUAAUCGCGGAAGGUAUACCUGAAAAUAUGACUAGAAAAAUGAUCUUAGCGGCGCAACGAAGAAACGUAACUAUAAUCGGACCGGCGACUGUGGGAGGUGUGAAACCGGGAUGUUUUAAGAUCGGUAAUACCGGCGGAAUGAUGGACAAUAUUCUGCAUAGCAAAUUAUAUAGACCUGGCAGCGUCGCUUAUGUUUCUCGUUCCGGUGGCAUGUCAAACGAAUUAAAUAACAUUAUCUCAAAGGCUUCUAACGGUGUACUGGAGGGUGUCGCUAUCGGUGGAGAUCGAUAUCCGGGAACUACCUUUAUGGAUCACAUAAUGCGUUAUCAAAAUAAUCCAGACGUGGAGCUGAUCAUACUGCUCGGAGAAGUCGGCGGUAUCGAGGAAUAUGAAGUAUGCGAAGCAUUGAAAAGCGGUAGGAUCAGGAAGCCAUUGGUGGCUUGGUGCAUCGGUACCUGUGCCAGUAUGUUCAAUUCCGAAGUGCAGUUUGGCCAUGCUGGCUCGAUCGCGCAUUCCAAUCUUGAAACAGCUUCCGCGAAAAAUGCAGCGCUGAAGGCCGCCGGUGCGUACGUCCCGGAUAGCUUCGAUACUCUCGGCGAUCUCAUACAAAGCGUUUACGAAAAACUGGUGAAAGACGGCACAGUGGUGCCGAAACCCGAAGUUCCACCGCCGACAGUACCAAUGGAUUAUAAUUGGGCCAGGGAACUUGGUUUAAUACGUAAACCUGCGUCAUUUAUGACGUCUAUUUGCGACGAACGUGGACAGGAAUUAUUGUAUGCCGGUAUGCCUGUAACUGAGGUGCUGAAGCAAAACGUGGGUAUUGGCGGCGUCGUGUCACUUUUGUGGUUUCAGCGUUGCUUACCCCCAACCUACUGUAAAUUUCUCGAAAUGUCUUUGAUGCUGACAGCUGAUCACGGUCCGGCUGUUUCCGGGGCUCACAAUACCAUCGUUUGCGCACGCGCUGGAAAAGAUUUGGUCAGCUCUCUCGUUUCUGGACUUUUAACAAUUGGUGAUCGUUUCGGUGGUGCCUUAGACGGCGCGGCUCAUAUGUUUUCCGAGGCAUACGAUGCCGGUCUACAUCCGCAAGAAUUUGUAAAUAACACGCGUAAAAAGGGCAAGCUAAUUAUGGGUAUUGGUCAUCGUGUCAAAUCGAUUAACAAUCCUGAUAUGCGCGUUAAGCUUAUCAAAGAAUUUGUGUUGGAGAAUUUUCCGGCGAAACCUUUGGUCGAAUAUGCCUUGGAGGUUGAGAAAAUAACGACCAGUAAGAAGCCUAAUUUAAUUCUUAAUGUAGAUGGAAUUAUUGCCAGCGCCUUCGUCGAUAUGCUACGGAACAGUGGUAGUUUUACAAGAGAAGAGGCGCAAGAAUAUAUUGAAAUAGGUGCCAUAAAUAGUCUUUUCAUCCUUGGUCGAAGUAUAGGAUUUAUCGGUCAUUAUAUGGACCAGAAGAGAUUAAAGCAAGGCCUUUAUCGCCAUCCGUGGGAUGAUAUUUCUUACGUACUACCUGAACAAUAUAAUUGAAAGCUAUGAAACGCGUGCGCAAUAUAUAGCGCUUAAUAUCUCAUUGUUAAUCGCUUAGUUCGAAAACCGUCUUAAAUAUAAAUGAGUUGAGAUAUAGAAGAACAUCAAUUAUCGAUCUAUCGUCGCAUUCGAUUAAUCGAUCAAUUGUCAAUUGAGAUCAAUAUACACGAAAUUAGAUUGCACUUGCACGUCACACAGUGUACUGAAAAACACUAUAUAUCGUUAUUUUUUAAAAAUGAAAUUUGUUCUCAAUUUAAGUUAUUCCUUUAUAUAAAUUUUUAUAUUAAUAUAUCUUAUAUUAGUUGUUUGUUAAUUUCAAUCUUUUUAUUAAUUAUAAUUAAAAUUUUGUAACUGAUUAAUUGCUCAUAACUAAAAAAUUAUAAGUCAGAUCUACAUGGCGAGAAAACAUUAAACGAGAUGAUAUGUAUAAUUUCAGCCUUAUAAUUCAAUGUAGACACAAAUUAUCAUAUUCCAAUAUCACAUUCCAUUAUGUGCAUUUUUGUGUAAAUAGUUUCAAAACUGUGAAAUUGGUUUAAUAAUUUAUUUAAAAACUCCUUAGUUAACACGAUAUCAAAAUUUCCGUUAGAUAAGAAUUUUUAUUAAAAAAUUACUGAUCUUUGUCUCUCUCAUGUAUACAAUUCUAAUAUGAAUUAUAAAGAAGAUAGUAAAUAUAUAUUUAUGAAUGUGUGCUGUGCU
This is a messenger RNA of Formica exsecta, 4847 nucleotides long. RefSeq names its product ATP-citrate synthase (gene ATPCL). Gene Ontology annotation, cellular component: cytosol. Gene Ontology annotation, molecular function: ATP citrate synthase activity. The record is from RefSeq and is a predicted model, not a curated record. Bases 888 to 4151 code for a protein of 1087 amino acids. Lineage: Eukaryota; Metazoa; Arthropoda; Insecta; Hymenoptera; Formicidae. The transcript is spliced from 11 exons. Gene Ontology annotation, biological process: tricarboxylic acid cycle; acetyl-CoA biosynthetic process; citrate metabolic process.